Molecule: messenger RNA, 1729 nt
Organism: Schistocerca serialis cubense
Lineage: Eukaryota; Metazoa; Arthropoda; Insecta; Orthoptera; Acrididae
Gene: Ude
Exons: 4
Coding region: 162-1031 (289 amino acids)
Source: RefSeq, a predicted model, not a curated record
UGGCGCCCCAUCCCGCCACCACUGCCGCCGUCCCGAGGCCUGCACUUAACUGCGUGUGCGACGCUUCAGUCGGUCAACCGCAGGCGGACACUUCGGCAAGAAACACUGCGUCUUGUUAGCGUUGUAUCCAACCAGGGAACUUUACCAGCACAACACCAGCUAUGCCUAAAGUAAAAUCUGAGAAAAGAAACAGCCCCUCAAAGAGCCCACUGGAAGGGGAAAAGAAAUCAGGAUGGGGCAGUGGUGGUCAAUUAUUUGGCUCAGAGACAAAUGAAAACACGUUUCAAGGAGCAGGCUUUAAGGACAAAGACAAGGCACUGGAGACAUUAAAGCUACUUGAUGGUCGUGACAUCUCGUAUCAGUUCCAGAUAAUAAAUUCCAUGUAUCAUCGAGCAAAGGUUAUUCUAAAACGUACAAAAGAUGAGGAAAAAGUUCACAAUCUUACAGAAGCAAUUGAAGUUUUUGAGAAUUGGAUUAAUGAUUACAAAGCACACAAUAGAUCAAGAGAGAACUUCAGCUACCUUCCACUGGAAACUGUUGACGCCUAUAAACCACUAGCACAACGUUAUGGUGUUUUUGUGGAAGGUGAAAAGUCAUUCCUUCACGUGUACAAAGAAGCAGAAGGCGAUCACAAAAAACUAAGACAACUGAAGGUUGACAAAGAUGAUGAAAAUAGCAUUACCUGGGACAUACACCGCAACAAGAAUCUGAAGGAAAUUUCAACACGCAUAAAGACUGAACAUCUUCCUUUAUUUGAGACUGAUAUAGAGUACAGAGGACUGCCAAGCAAAGAACAUGUUGAAAUGAUUCAAUGGGGUUAUAGUCCUGAGGUCACCAAAAUUAAAAAGCUGAUACCACAAAUAGCAGAGAAGCUGAAUGGAGCAACAAAAGAAAACAUGGUUAUUGAUAGUAAUGGUGAUAGUAACAGCAACAGCAGCAAUGGCAGCAGUGUCAAUGAAGACAGUUGUAAAAGUGCUGAGAAACCAAAAGAGGAAAUAAGUACAAAUGGUGAAGUUGCUGCAGAAGCAUAACAACAAAAUACAGAUUCUGAUUCAGUAUGGAAGUCAGAGGAAAUGUUAAGUCUACUUUUGCCUUAUUUCAUAUCAAUAUGUUAUACGGUAUGAAUUUAAUUUUUGUAUAUUUUUAAGUUGUUCACUGACCCAUCAACUGAUAUCAAAUACCAUGAAUGUGAACUGUUGAAGAAAAAUUUGUGCCAGUGGAAAGAAUGUGUGUGUAUUAGAAUAUAUUAAUAUUUAUUUAAGUAGCAGUUGUGUGUAUCUUGCACAUUUCUUCAAAAUUUUGUACAUACAACAAAUGCAAUUGUGUUAGCUAUUUUUUUGUAUAUACUGUUAGAAAAUAGCAUUGCCCAUUUAGAAUACUGAAGUUAGUGUAAUAUUUAGAAACAUUCUCAUGUUGUAUUAGUUUCUCAAUGUAUAUAACACAGUAAUUAAAAAUGUAUAUGAACAUAUGAAAAGUCAACACUGUGGAUAUAAUUUUAAAAUUUUGUAGAUUUUCUUUAUAUAUUUUGAAAUGUAUGUAUAUCUAGCUCGGUUUUGAGAAAACAUUAUGGCAUUGUUAAACCACAUACAUAGUCAAUAAAUAAUUUAAUAACUAUAUAUGAGAUAUUGAGUCCUGAUCACAAAUAUAUACUUCGAUGUAAUUAGCACUUACUCUUUGUAAGCCUUGAUGUUAACUCAUUAUCCUGCAGAAUACAGCCUUUUGAAAAUUA